AUGGUAAACCCGCAAGAUACUGGCCCGGCCGCUGACGGUCAGGAGCCUUUACAACUGCCUACGUCUCCCAAACCCAAGGUAGAAGGCAAUGCUUCCCCGAAAAUGUCUCAUCCUCUUGAGGAGGAUAAUGAUGGUUCCGUCUCGCCUCCCUCGAAGAAGCGUCGGCUCGACUCGGAGCCCCAAGAUCUCCCAGCUCCUCCCCAGCAAGCCGGUCUUGGAGAAUCGGCCCCUGGAGAUCAGAUCGAGGAAGAGCUGGCAUCAGCGCUAGGAUCGGGUGUGAUGGACACGGUUGAACACCAGAGUGACCUCAAAAAUCCGAUCGAGACCCCAGCCGAGACCGCCAUGACAACCGAAGGAGCUCAAGACAUCGAUCCAGAAAUGGCAUCCGUCAUCUCAAGCAUCAUGAACCAUGCUGAGAGGGUUGAGGAACAAUGUGCAAUUGGCCAGCAACAGGCCGCGGAUACGACGACGAGUCAGCCUGCUCCCAAGGGCAUGAUCUUCGUCAAAGCCAAUUCGCAUUUGAAAAUCCAGAGUCUCCCGAUUCUUGAUAACCUUUCGACACAAAUUUUGUCGCUCCUCGCCAAGUCAACAUACCAGGAUAUUACGUCCUUCGUGUCGGAGCCGGAUUCGGAGAACGGCCAGGCGUAUGCGACGAUGCGCUCCUUGUUUGACCAUACGAGGCGGGUCUAUUCGACAAAAAAGUCGUUCCUUUCUGCAACUGAGCUUGAGCUCACAGAACCCGCGCAAAUUGACAUAAUCCGCAAGGCCAAUCUCGCCUCGUUCGUGUCGAGCAUCUUCGGCACCCAAGAAAUCGGCUUUUCCGAACUGAACGAUAACUUUCUCGACGUUUUUGUUCCCGAAGGCGGACGGCUACUCAAGGUUCAAGGGGCUCUUUUCCUUGAGCUCAAGACCCAAGCGUUCAUUGCCUCCAUGAACAACACCGAACGAUCGAGGACGGAGCUGCUGUAUGAUUUGUUCCCCGAUGAUCUCGAACAACAACUACUGGACCGGCGUCCGGGAACCCGUCAGCUUGCUCCGAGCGAGAGCGAUUUCGUGAAGCGUGCUGGCUCACGUCGUGAUAUUCUCCUGAGCGACAUUAAUAACGAGGAGGCGAUGAAGGCCUUGCCGGACAAGUACCACUGGGAGGACUUUCUCCGGGAUCUUAGCUCCUAUAUCACUAAAAACUUUGACAUGAUCAAUAAUCAACAGACCAAGAAAAUCGUGACAAAAGGUCGCCAACCGUCUUCGUCCAGUGGAGAUGCACAGGAGACCCCUAGUGCGCCGCUCCAAGGACAGUUCCCGGUUACGUCGCAGACGCCGGAAGUUCCUGUUGACAGAAACAUGCACGGAGACCUUGUUGCACGUGCAGCUCGUGCAGCACAGAUUGCGUUGCAGGGUCACGGUCUGAGACGUUCGCAACAACAACAACAGCAGCAACAAUCUCAGCAGCAACAGCAACAACCACAGCAGCCACAACAAGCACAGCAUACACAACCGCCCCCGCAACACCACCAACCAAUGCAACAGCAUCAACAACAUCAACCGCAACCGCAACAAAUGCCACAGCAUGGACUUCAGCAAGGCCAAGUGCUUCAUGGAUAUUCUCCCGCUCAACCACCUAGCCAGCUUCCGCCCCAGCAGAACCACGCGCAACCACCGUACCAGCCCAGUCCUACCCCACCGGCAGGAUACCAACCCCAGCCUACUCCACUCACCUUCCAGCAGAGUCCCAUGCAAGCGAAUUUCCAGCAAUACAGCCAUUCCCCGCCGGUAUCUAUCCCCGGAAGGCCUAACUCUGCUGCGGCGAACCACGGGUACAUGCCGGGGAUACCACAUUACUCCCAGUCACAGCCCACUCAGGUGCUCUACGAACGGGCUCGCAUGGCUGCGUCAGCAAAGUCCUCCCCCAGCAGUCGCAAGUCGGGUCUGCCCAGUCAGCGUCGGCCCUGGACCACGGAAGAGGAGAAUGCCCUGAUGGCAGGAUUGGACCGGGUCAAAGGCCCUCACUGGAGUCAGAUUCUUGCUAUGUUCGGCCCUGGCGGCACCAUCAGCGAGGCGCUGAAGGACCGGAACCAAGUACAACUGAAGGACAAGGCUCGCAACCUCAAGCUCUUCUUCCUUAAAAGUGGAAUCGAAGUUCCCUACUAUCUCAAGUUUGUCACCGGCGAGCUGAAGACCCGAGCACCCGCCCAGGCGGCGAAGCGCGAAGCACGGGAACGCCAGAAGAAGCAGGGUGAAGAGGACAAAGCUCACGUGGAAGGCAUCAAGGGGAUGAUGGCCCUAGCGGGAGCGCACCCUCAACCUGUGGCGAUGGGACAUGAUGCGAUGUCUGCAUCGCCGAGCCUGCCCCCUGAUCCAGCGAGCCAUGCGGCGUUUGACCAGACUGCGGAGCAAAACCUAAUGCAGACGCUGGGGCAGGAGGUGCAUGGUGACCAAUUCGGGCAACAUCAGCAUCAGCACCAGCACCAGCACCAGCACCCACACCAGCAUCAUCCUGACCAAGGCAUGCACAUGGGACAGUAG
Messenger RNA from Aspergillus terreus NIH2624, 2523 nucleotides. RefSeq names its product putative MYB DNA binding protein (Tbf1). The record is from RefSeq and is a predicted model, not a curated record. Gene Ontology annotation, molecular function: protein homodimerization activity; double-stranded telomeric DNA binding. Gene Ontology annotation, biological process: telomere maintenance via telomere lengthening. NCBI's taxonomy places the organism in Eukaryota, Fungi, Ascomycota, Eurotiomycetes, Eurotiales, Aspergillaceae. The transcript is spliced from 4 exons. Bases 1 to 2523 code for a protein of 840 amino acids.